Dromiciops gliroides (monito del monte) is the source of this 2973-nucleotide messenger RNA. It is a transcript of the gene FAM204A, whose product is annotated as family with sequence similarity 204 member A. The record is from RefSeq and is a predicted model, not a curated record. NCBI's taxonomy places the organism in Eukaryota, Metazoa, Chordata, Mammalia, Microbiotheria, Microbiotheriidae. The coding region runs from base 200 to 907 and encodes 235 amino acids. The transcript is spliced from 9 exons.
GCGGGAUGUUGACGACGUCUCAAAAUGGCUGCCGGAUCGCGCGAGCCGGUCGGGGAGGUUGGACCCGUGCGAUGUCCAAGAUCUCUUCCGGCUCUAAGGUUUCAUUAUGAGUUUACACCAGCCUGGGAAGAGCCUCCUGAAUUCCGGGUUUCACUGCCAGCCGGAGCAGUCACUUUGUAAAUUUAAACCCUAAAAGAAGAUGUGGAGUGGACUGUUACCUCCUGGGAUGAAUGAAAGCGAUAUUGAGUUGAGUUCUGAGGAUGAGACCACAUUGAAAAUCUCAGAACUUAGUUCAAAGGAAGAUAAAGGAGAUGGUGCGAUGGAAGAAACUGAGUUCUCUGUUUUUCAUACUGAUGGGCCUAAAAAUGGGGCAGAGACAAAUGCAAAAAGUGCCGAUGAAGAGUGCCCUUCUGGAGUUCCCCUAAAUAUGUGGAAUAAGUUUCAAGAGUUACAUAAAAAGCAUUCUGAACUGAAAACCUUAAGUACUUCUACAAGCAAGAAGAGUAAAAGAAAACGUCCCAGAACAGGUAAAUUGAAGACUAAAGAAGAGUCUGACAGUCAGCAAUCUUCAAAUGAAGCCCAGUGGAAGGAGCUUACUCAGUAUUUUGGAAUAAAUGAUAAAUUUGAACCCCUCAUAAGUAAUAGAGCUCUUCUGAAGUCAGGCCUUGAAAUUCGCAUCGACAAAUCUGUGGCUGAAGGGGAUAUUGAAAAGGCGGAAGAACUCAGUAAUAGGUUAGCUACUCGGGAGCUUGGGGUAAAAAUUGCCAAAGCUGUUGCUUGCCGCAACUUUGUAAAAGCUAAAAAAGAUGCUGAGACUUCCCAGGAGGUUCGAAAAAAGAAGAAACUUGCAUGGGGGUUUGAAGCAAAGAAGAGAUGGGAAACUAAAAGCAACAUGGGAUAUAUGUAGCUAGGUCUUCAUCCUUGAAAAGUGAAAACUCAUGGUAUCUCACUGUUCAAAGGGAGCCAGCUAAAUUUGAUACCAGUUAGGGAAAGUAAACAUCGGAUUACUGGGCCAAUUCUCCAUAUUUUUUCAACCUUUAAAAAAAUGUAUGUUAUUUUGGUUUAAAAAUUGUUUUUUCUUAAUAAAUAAGAGAAUAUGGUUAAAAAAUAUAAAGGAUAUAAUGUGUGCAUACAAAGUAUUAAUGAUUUCACUGAUAUGGAUGUACCUGCUAUUGGUUCACGCUGAAACCAUUCUUUGUGCCAUAAAAAAUAGCAUUUUUUGAAAUUGCUAUUGCCAUAGUAAUUUUGUCUUCUGGUGGCUUCCUCCUAGCAGUGGGCCUUUGCAAGCAUGUAGUCUGUUGAUCAGAACAGGUAUACUCUGUUGACCUUGCCCAAACUUACUGUAAUACCCUUGCAGGACUCAGGAUCACUUGCACUGAUAAGGCAUCGGUUGAACUUUAUUAGAUAAAUAGAUUUAUAUAAAACAGCAAAAAUUAUUUGGUUUUCUACAUAUCCGAUGAAUAUUUAACAAAUGAGAUCCAUGUAACUUAUGGUCAUAAACUAUCCUCUUAGAUUUUCUUUUUUAAAUAAUUAUAUUUAUUGGGUAGUAAGUUGGUCAUGCCUAAGAAUAUAUAACCGGACCAGCCAAGAAACAUUCAAUUAUAAUACAAGUGAUAUUUUGUCUAACAUUUUUUUUCUAGAAAAUUGGGUUUUGUUUUGUUUUUUCCCAUGGAGGCCUAGUAAAAGUGAAUCAUUUUAAGUAGCUUUGAGGUUGGAAAAUAUCAUAGACAUUGCUUUGUUUUAAAUUCUACGUAAGAAUAGACAUAGACUAGUCAUGUCUCUUUUAUCCCUGUGAUUCUUUGAAUUUUAAUGUUCUUAGAUAACAUAUCAGUCAGGAAGUUUGGAUAUUGACAAAUAGAUAAUCAUUUUUAUAUUAUAUGGAAGGUAAUGUUUUAAAUUCUUUAAAUAUAUAGUUCAGAUUAUUUCCAUUCAUAUUUCCUUUUGUUUACACACACACACACACACACACACACACACACACACACGUGUUCUCUCUCUCUCUCUCUCUCUCUCUCUCUCUCUCUCUCUCUCUCACUCACUCACUCUUAAUUAUUUUGGAGAGUAGAUACCUUGAAAGAUAAUCUUACCUGUCAUGACAGAGUAUAUGAAAAUAUGCUAGCAUUGCAGAAUUCUAAAAUGAACUUCAAAAGAUCUUGUAGAGAGCACAUAAGCCAUCCCACAGAUGGCUGUUUAUUCUUUGCGUCAAGUUCUGCAAAAGAAAAGAUCAUAUCACUGUAUUGGUCUCAGUUCUCAGAGGUGGAGAAUAGCUUAUCAUUGUCAUCAGCUAAUGUUGUCUUCUGAGGCCAAAUAAUCCUAAUUCCUUUGAAUGACUCCCAGUUAUCUAAUCUAAACCAUCUCAGGGGUUAUACACAGUUCACACUAUGAAAAACCAAACUCAGAUUCUUUAUAAAUAUGAAAAACAUACAUGAAAUAUUCAAGGAGAUGAUAUGCAGGUGUGCCUUUAAGAAAGCCCAAUAAAUAAAAAUCUAAAUUUUUAGAAGAUAUAUUUUAACACGUAUCUCAAAAGAUUUUUGGAAUCACAGACUGUUAGAUCUGCAGAGUUUUGUGGCUUCAGAUACUAAGGCUCAGAGACAUGACAUAACUUGGCCAAAGCCACGGAGUCAGUUAGUAGCAGAACCAGGAUUAGAACUGAGGUCUUACUAUCUGCCAGUCCAGUGUUCUUUAGACUGCACAGUAGUUUCUAAUCCCUGUGAUUUGGUUUUUACAUAAUUUUUCCUGAAUAGUUGUACAGUAAAAUAUACCUGUACUAUCCAGAGCAUUGAGUAGGUUUUAUAUUAUGGGCAUUAAUGUUGCUUUUUGUUUUGGGGAAAAGGAAUCGUUCAUUGCUGUUUGAGAUUAUAGAAGUCAUUGUUGUCCUUUUAAAGAAUGGGGAUUCAUUGAGGAAAUGGAACUUCAAGAGCUCUUUUACCCAGUUUUAUAAUUCUUCUUACAUAAAUAAGAAUAUGAACUGAA